UAAGUCACUCCGAGUAAGUUGUGGUUGCUGACCUUCUGAUGACUUAACUUCUAUGAGUGCAUGGUACGUGUUUCUUAAAGGGGGCUUACAGCGGCAGCUGUCAUCACUGUGGUUCAUUGCCAGAGAAAGCGCAUGAGCAUAACACGACAGGUCCUGAAUUGGUCCAAGUUUGCAUGUCAUUCAGCUAACAUAAACUUCAGACGAAGGUUUUGCACCUCACAGCAUAUAAUGGUGUCCCGGCAUACCCACUCAAAAAGAAUUGAGGGGCUGGACAAGAAUGUGUGGGUGGCAUUUACAUCGAUGGCAGCGGACCCAUCCAUUGUAAACUUGGGUCAAGGCUUUCCAGACAUCCCUCCACCUUCUUACGUCAAGGAGGCACUAGCAGAGGCUGCAUCGGUGGACAGGAUGAACCAGUACACCAGAGGCUUUGGUCAUCCAUCUUUAGUGAAGGCACUUUCUCAGGUUUAUGGGAAGGUCUGUGGGCGCCAGAUUGACCCCUUCAAAGACAUCUUGGUCACAGUGGGAGGUUAUGGUUCUUUAUUCAGCACCAUGCAAGGACUGGUGGACGAAGGAGAUGAGGUCAUCAUAAUAGAACCGUUCUUCGAUUGCUAUGUACCUAUGGUGCGAAUGGCAGGGGCAAAGCCUGUGUUAAUACCAUUACGUCUUAAGCCUGGAAAGAGCACAAUCACAAGUGCUGACUGGUUUCUUGACGCAGAUGAGCUUUCCAGUAAAUUCAACUCUAAGACAAAAGCCAUCAUAAUCAACACCCCAAACAAUCCUAUUGGGAAGGUUUUCACCAGAGAUGAGCUGCAGAUGAUCGCUGACCUCUGUAUUAAACAUGACACACUGUGCUUCAGUGAUGAGGUUUAUGAGUGGCUCAUCUACAGGGGACACCAACAUAUCAAAAUUGCCACUCUGCCUGGGAUGUGGGAUAGAACAGUCACUAUUGGCAGUGCAGGGAAAACAUUUAGUGUUACUGGAUGGAAGCUUGGUUGGUCUGUCGGACCUGAGCACUUGAUAAAGCAUCUUCAGACCGUCAUGCAGAAUUCUCUGUACACCUGCCCUACACCUAUACAGGAGGCCGUGGCACAAGGUUUGCUUCGCAACUUUGAGCUUAUGGGUCAGCCGGAAUGUUACUUCUCGUCACUGGCAGAGGAGCUUAAGGACAAGAGGGAUCGUAUGGCUGCCAUUGUGAAAGAGGCUGGUAUGACUCCUGUCAUCCCAGAGGGCGGCUACUUCUUGCUUGCAGACGUCUCAUCUCUCAAUCUGGACCUGUCACAUAUGGCUGAUGAUGAUGAAGCCUAUGACUACAAGUUUGUGAAGUGGAUGAUUAAAGAAAAGAAACUGGCAGCCAUUCCAGUCACAGCAUUUGUUGGAGAUGAGUCCAAGAAACAGUUUGAGAAAUAUAUUCGGCUUUGCUUCAUUAAGCAAGAUAGCACUCUGGAUGCGGCAGGGGACAUCUUGAAAAACUGGACUAAAAUUUAGAUACAGUUUGUGAAGACUAUGAAGUGCCUUUUGAUUCAGUAUAAAUAAAUAUAUGUAGAAAUGAAUACAUAAAUAAAUAUGUACAUGACAUAAAUCCUGAGGUUAAUAAAUAGGUCUUUAUUUUAAGAUGAAAAGGAUCGUUUUCAAAUGACAAAUGACAGUUUACAAAUAAUUAAUAGCAGACUUCAGCAGAACUUUGUGGUGAACUGAAGCAUGGCAUUGGACUGCAAUACUAUACAUAAUCCUGAGAUAUGUCAAAUGCUCACAGCAAAAUCAUUUUUAGUAAAUCUUAUUUUAGUCCAUAAAUUCACCUGUAUCCUGACUUUGACCUGCUGCUAACUGUAACUGUGUCCUGUGUUUAGUUUCUAAUAAAACUGGAACCCUUGGUUGGA
Messenger RNA from Scatophagus argus, 1877 nucleotides. RefSeq names its product kynurenine--oxoglutarate transaminase 3-like. Bases 133 to 1485 code for a protein of 450 amino acids. The record is from RefSeq and is a predicted model, not a curated record. The transcript has 14 exons. Gene Ontology annotation, cellular component: mitochondrion; cytoplasm. Gene Ontology annotation, molecular function: pyridoxal phosphate binding; L-kynurenine:2-oxoglutarate transaminase activity. NCBI's taxonomy places the organism in Eukaryota, Metazoa, Chordata, Actinopteri, Scatophagidae. Gene Ontology annotation, biological process: biosynthetic process.